Messenger RNA from Thermothielavioides terrestris NRRL 8126, 180 nucleotides. RefSeq lists its product as uncharacterized. NCBI's taxonomy places the organism in Eukaryota, Fungi, Ascomycota, Sordariomycetes, Sordariales, Chaetomiaceae. The transcript has a single exon. The annotation marks the transcript as partial. The record is from RefSeq and is a predicted model, not a curated record.
AUGUGCGACUGGGAGGAGUUCAUCUUCACCUGCGGCCACUCGGUCUUCCGGAAGAAAUGCUACUGCCACUUUGCGCGGAACCACCCACAACACCUCUGCAACCGCGUCCAGAAGCUGCGGCACUGCUGGGACCAGCCAUACCCGUGCGACCCAUGCGCGGAGAGGCUAAGGCAAGAGGCC